GCGGACGAGAGGUAAACCAGAAAAAGAGGAGGAGAACGGGAGAGGGUGCUGACAUCUGAGGUGGGAACCUCAUCUGUGACACAUACGUCUGUCUACCUGCAGAUACGUAGAGCAUAUUUCUUGAGUGCUUCCAUGGUGAUAAACCGCUGCUGAUUCGCUGAAACCUUGAUGAUGCGCUGACUCUACAUCAUGGCCCAAGAGGAUCUGUGGAAAUACCCACAAUCCUCAGCUCCCUGAUAUACACUGACAGUGUCUCCGGCUCAAAGAGAAAACCUGUACAAGCCAUGAUGUCAGUCUGCGUGCCCUCACCACACAGCUCCUCCCCUUCCGUGGACGCAGCCAAUCGCAACGGGCCCUCUGCAACUCCGCCCACUUCCCUCAGUCUGCGUUCCUCACACAAUCAAUUGCUCAGUGGAGAUGUCAUCAAACAGGGCCAGGCCACGCCCCCAAAGUGCCGGAAGAAGUACGCUCUAACAAGCAUUCAGAGUGCGAUGGGUCUCGGCGAAGGUGUGAUGCCACCAUCAUCAUCAUCCUCAGCAACUACUGCCAACCCUAAACUGGCCAAAAACGGUGCAAAUCAGUUACGCAAAGCUGCCGAGAGACAGGACCACAACAAAAACACCACCGAAGAAGAAGAAGAAGAAGGAGAAGAAGAUGAGGAUGGAAACACAGCGGCCCAAUCAGAGCUCAGCAUCGAUGAUGAGUUGAGGAAUAUUGAGGAAUUAAGUCUGGACAGCGAGUCUAAUGUUGACGAUGCUCACAGUGACUUUGACACCAACAACGAGCUUGUCGAUGAGGAAGUUAACGAGUUAAUUGAGGAUGACACUAAUGAGGAAGAUCACGUUGAGAAUUGUGACGAUCUGCUCAUUCUGUCCGAGAAAAGCGAAAUCGUUUUAGACAAGAAGUCCCCUGAGCACCUUAAGACCAAGAGUUACCUGGAGUCAUGCCUGGAUGGUCUGUCAUACCAACUGCCCAAUUCGCAGGAGGACGACAUCACUAAGCCUUUGCUGGAGAACAAGAAGGAUCCCUGUCCCGCGUCUCCAAGAAAACCACAGAGCCCCGAGGACACACCCCUGCUGUCUGUCGGCUCUUCAUCUUCCUCUUCCUCGCCAGAGACUAAAAAAGACAGACCACGCACAGGAGCCAAGACAGACCGGGCACUAAACCGCAUCCAGAACCUUCCACACAGCGACGAGGAGUCCAGCUGGACCACGCUGUCACAGGACAGUGCUUCUCUGGGCUCACCUGAAGAGAGCGAUAUCUGGGGCGAGCAGUCAUUUCAGACAGACCCUGAUUUGCCUCCAGGAUGGAAGAUGAUGACAGACAUGGCUGGUAUUUAUUACUGGCACAUUCCAACGGGCACCACACAGUGGGAGCGGCCCGCCCCAUGCCAUCCGGUGCCAACUGGACCCAGCCAUGCCAGCCGCAAACACUCACUGGGUUCCCUGUCGCCUUCGCCCACCCCAGAUCAUGAGUCGAUGUCUCACGCCGAUGUGUUUUUCGGAGCGUCGAGUCGUUCGGGCAGCACCACUUCUGACAGUUCGUCUGAGCCCGCGCCCAUCCCAUCUUCUUCAUGUGUGGACCCGACCCCCAUCCUGUCCUCAAACUCGUCCUCAUCCUCUGACGCCAAUGUUCCUUCCUGUGGAUUCGUCAACAGCUGCUACUUUCCUCGCUCCUCAUCCCUACAGAUAAUGCCAGGGAAGGACAGACACUCAGAGGCUCGCCAUCGGGAAGAGGACAAGAAACAGCCAUGGAGUGAUUUUGCAGUGGGAAAGAUUGAUAGUGAGAUCUGGAAGGAUCUACAGGCGGCCACAGUAAACCCUGACCCCAGUCUGAAAGAGUUUGAAGGCGCAACUCUCCGCUACGCCUCCCUCAAGCUACGAAACCCUGCUCCUGUGGAAGAGGAAGAUUCCAGCAGCAUUAACAGUGACCCUGAGGCCAAGUGUUUUGCUGUUCGCUCUCUCGGCUGGGUAGAGAUGGCUGAAGAGGAUUUGGCUCCAGGUAAAAGCAGUGUGGCUGUGAACAACUGCAUCCGUCAAUUGUCCUACUGCAAGAAUGACAUACGAGACACUGUGGGCAUCUGGGGAGAGGGGAAGGACAUGUACCUCAUUCUGGAAAAUAACAUGCUGAAUCUGGUUGACCCAAUGGAUCGGAGCGUCCUACACUCUCAGCCAAUCGCAAGCAUUCGUGUGUGGGGCGUUGGCCGUGAUAAUGGAAGGGAUUUUGCGUACGUGGCGCGAGAUAAGGACACCCGGAUAUUAAAAUGUCAUGUUUUCCGCUGUGACACCCCUGCCAAAGCCAUCGCCACCAGUCUGCACGAAAUCUGCUCCAGGAUCAUGGCAGAGCGCAAGAAUGCCAAAGCUAUGGCUGGAGGAUCCCUACAGGACAGAACACAUGCUGGCCUCGACGUCCCAUUACAAGCAGAGUUUCCCACACCAAAGACUGAACUGGUGCAGAAGUUCCAGGUGUUAUAUGUUGGCAUGAUGCCAGUUGCCAGACCUAUAGGCAUGGACAUUCUCAAUGGCGCAAUAGACACUUUGGUAACAUCAUCAGUCCGAGAUGACUGGAUCCCUGUGCUGUUGAAUGUAGCUGAUGCAACAGUCACAGUCAUCAAAGAAAAGGAGGAAGAUGAGGUCCUAGUGGAGUGUCGUGUGCGUUUCCUGUCAUUCAUGGGAGUAGGAAAGGAUGUGCAUUCAUUUGCGUUCAUCAUGGACUCCGGGAACCAGCACUUUGAGUGCCAUGUGUUUUGGUGUGAUCCCAAUGCUGGCAAUGUGUCAGAGGCUGUCCAGGCAGCGUGCAUGUUGAGGUAUCAGAAGUGUCUGGUGGCUCGUCCUCCAUCUCAGAAAGCCUGCUCACAGGCGCCCCCUGCUGAUUCAGUCACCCGCCGCGUCUCCACGAGCGUCAAACGUGGAGUUCUGUCUCUCAUCGACACGCUCAAACAGAAGAGACCCGUCACUGAGCUGCCCCAGUGAUCUGACACACAUACUCACCGUCACGCUCUGCAUGCUUAUAACUAUCCGAAUGUCCUGUACAUACCUGUCCGGUCACAUGGUGGAGAUGAAGAGGAUCACAAAGACGAAUAAUCAGAAAGUAAAGCUGAUGCCAAGAAAAUACACCCUUUACUCACACACUCACAAGUACAUCAGAUCUACUAUACAAGCCUCUCUCUCUCUUCCGAUGUCAAUCAUGCAUAAAUUUGCAUGGGAAGCCACGCCUCUCCAGCAUGACAGCAAUCAACAGGCUCCGCCCACUUAUAAGAACCGCCUCAUCUAGAAUAAGCCUGAUCAAAGAGAGAACUUGAAGAAUGUUGGUGCAAAUGAGAACAAAUAUGGCUGCUUGUUCAUUUCAUCAAGAGUUCAUCACCAAUGCAUGAUCAUAUGUGAGUGUGGGUGUAUAGAAGAGCUGAAGGAUUUUACUGUCCCAAAGUGUCCUAAAAUCAAGGUUUUAUUUUUGUUUCCUUCUUUAUUAUCCUGCCGAACACAAAAGAAGAUUCAAUGGAGAGGAGAAGGGGAUGUCAUAAAACUCAAAAGCUGCGUGUUGCGUUCCCUUCAAAGUAGGAUAUUCCUGUUUGAUACCUUUUGAAUGUUCAAUGCUCAGUGGAUUAUAUUUAAGGUGCGGUCACAUUAGUAAUAUUUUGGCAGGAUUUGGUUGGCAUAAGUGUAGUCCACUGUCACUAGUGUAGUGAUGCAAGAAGCAUUUAUAACAGUACUGGCCAUUACUAGGUGUUGAGAGAGCAUCUGGAUUUUUCAAAGAAUGCACUGGCGGGUGUUUGUUUUAGGUGAGUUUACGCUAAAGCUGCCUUUCCACUGCACACGACAUUUGGACAUGACUAUCAGAAUACGCCCCCUUGUGGCAGUCGCACAGAAUUUUCAGUUUUGUCGUGCACCAUGAGAGAGAAGCUGUUCUCUCAGUGUGCGAAAUAAAGGUGUGCAAAAGCAAGAGCCUUUUUUGUUCGUGUGGUCACUAUGGUUGAAUUAAUGAAUGUUAGAAACACAUAAACCGCUAAAAAUUUGGGAGAGAAUAUGGAGACAACAAAAAGUAUAUCUAUUUUAUUACUAAUAGAAAUGUUUUUUUUUUAAUAUAGAUUUUUUUCUGAUUCAAAAAAUAACGAAAAAAAAACCACACAGACCUGCUUGGACAACACUGAAAUGCAUUACAUCCGGUCGGCCGGUUACAUGCGGUCUAGUCGCAUGAGUUCAAAUAUUUUAAAUCCGAACUUUCUGCGUAUGGAGAUGAUCGGAACUCCACGCAGCUCCCAGACUACUCUCCAUUGGAAAUGAAUGACUUCCGGUCUGUCGCUUGUCGUUUUGUUCGUGUUCAGUGGAAAGGCGGCGUAAGAUUCAGAACAAGACGAGUUGAAACAUUGUUCUGCCUGUAGCAGAAUGCAGGUAUCAACAUUCUUAAGGCCCGUUCACACUGGGACGCUUUUUGUUCGCGUUUUCCAUUGAUGUUUAAUGCCCAAUGACUAAAUAAAGGGCACCAAAGUCAUCGUUCACACCAACGUGCAAAACGCAGGCGUCAUUUUUUAAGAAACACCUCAUGCUCGUUUUUUUGUUUUGAUGAGCCGAAACAUUCUCCACCAAUCAGAUUGGCACUUUUGUUCACGUGAAUGGAGCCGCUGAAGUUAUAGUAAACAGCACUUGGAGGUGCUCAAGCUCAAAUCUGUAAAUGCAAGCGCACAUUGAAGAAGAUGCCUAGUGGUGAUAUGAACGUGGAGCUGCUUAUUGCACUGGUGAACAAUAAUCAUUUCUUCAUCACUAGAGCUGGAGCUCCUACUUGAAUCAUCCAUGCUUGUUCGAAUCGCCAGUAAUUUUAACAACAAGCGUGUCAACUUUCUGUCUUCUUCUUCUGUGUUUAAAGCGGGUGUCAAGCUUAAAGUUGUGUAGUGCCAUCUAACGUCAAGGAGUGAUUUUGCAUACUCUUCUGCUCGACGCCAGUGAAAAUCGCUUGGGUUUAAAUAUCGGAAAAACAUCUCAAAAAACGCUGACGAUAAAAACAAAUGAAAAGCGUCCCGGUAUGUACGAGCCCAUAGGCCCAAAGUUUGCUUGUUUCUUUACAUGUAUAUUAUUGCACAUAUAUAAUUGAAAACAUAGCCCUCCCAAGUGUGCUACAUUUGUUUGUCACAGGUGCUUGACAUGUGCACUCUAGAAAGCUUGACUUUUUUUUCAAUGUGUGCGGUUUCUGUCCAAAAGUGACAAAAAUAUUUUUGUGCUCAUUUAAAUUAGAAUUGCGGGCAUGUUUUAAUUCCCUCACACAUGCAACACUGGGGUUUAUUGUUUGUACUAAUUAGUUGUUUGUUAAACAAUGGACAAUGUUGACACCUUGUGGGCAAAUUAAGUAGAGCAAAAAUCAUCGAAAGUGAAUAUGUGGUCUGCGUGCGUUUCAAAAAUAGUGCAUAGCCUUAAAGGGCCAGUCACACAGAACACGUCUUCAAAGCUCUGGUGAGAUAAAGUGAAGGCCUCAAGGUGCAUUUUUUUUCAAGCUUGAGCUUAUUUUAAUGAGUGCCACAUUUUUAUAACGUUGGAAGAACGUUAUGAAAUUUCGCAUGAAUGUUUCGAAACCACUGUCACGUUGCCUUAUAACAAGAGUGUGUCAUAUGUCCAAAAAAUUAAUUAAAACAUCCGUUUAUUACAGCCUACAUGCAUCUAUUGUAGACAGAAUAGCUGAUAAAACUUGCACCACUCAUGUUUCUCUUCAGAUUUCACUAAUGUUAUUAGAUCUUUUUCAUAAAUAUAUAGCUGGGUUUACACCUUAAUGUAAAGAGAAUCUUUUCAAACUUCACAAAAAAUAAAAAUAAACCAAAUCCCAAAUCUGAAUUAGGUGCGUUUUCGCCAAGUUGUUAGAGCAGCCGACUGUAGUAUUGGUAACCUAGCAACCAACAAUAAACAAGGCAAGCAUAAUGCAGUCAUGUUGGUUUAAUAUUCGCUACGUCAGAAUUUAUUUGGCAAAUGUGUUUCCAUCUCCAAGACGGAAGUCCAAGACCACCUCAAGUGAGUGUGAAAAUGUUUUUAGAAAAAAAUACGAAGGGAUUUUUAUUUGAAAUUUGGCUUCGCGUCACUCCUUUCUCAUGUGACACUUCAAAAUGUGCAUUAACACAUAGUGAUGGAAAUGCAGUGGCUUCAGUGUUUCUGUCAAGUCUCUGUAGCAUAGCUGCUAAAUGUCUCAUAAACUGAUUGUGUAGCAUUUAGAAUUAAUGCUAAUUAUUUUUCACCUUCAAGGAAAGUUUUAAAUUGCCUGGAUUUGGCAAUCAAGUCUUAGCAGUAAAAAUGAGCUGAACAACAGUAUAUGUGACCGCACCUUCAGGCAACGACAACAAAAAACACCAUAACGCAACCAAGUUUCUAGCAAACAAUCUGCAGAGAAUAAAUGCCACUAUAUAUAAACAAGUUGGAAGUUCAAGUGAUGUUCCUUUACACUUUUCCAAGAAGGAAAAGUCAUCGAAGCUUUCACCAAACCAUAUAUUUUCUUCAUGAAUAUCUUCACCAUCAGUUAAUGAGGAGGCUUGGUUAAAAUGUCAACAACAAUAACGCACAUGGAAGGACGUGACCUGUAGAUGUAAAGUAUGAAUGUGCUUUUUAUAUUUCCAAAGUGAAAUUGCCUUUCGUUUCUUUGAAAGAGAGAAUGUCUCGGAGGAGAACAGACGUCGAAAACACAAGAGGCGGAAAAAACUUUGCUUAGAGCCAAACAGUUCAAUGGUGUCAAUCCCGCUUCGAACUCCAGCAUAGCGCUUAGUUCCUCCAGAGCAUUCUCCGGUGACUGAAAGUGCAAAAAUAGCUGACUAAUAGGAACUAAUCUGCUAAUGAAAGAAACUCGGAUGUCUGUGAAGAGCUAUUUUUGAGUUUCAGCAUCUACUCCUCACGUUUGGAUGUCAUUAGUGGCUGUACAUCUCCUGGUUGCGCUUCACAAACGUUCCACGCGCCACCAUGGUCUUACUGUACUCUGGCGUGCCACCUGUAGUCCUAGACCUGCCCUUUUUUUUCCACAAGGGUUUCGACGAGUCACUUAUGUGUGUACAUAAAGUAUCUAUAUAUAGCAAUUGUCAUAUCAUAAGGCUUUAUUUUUCAAAUUUCAGAUUCUCUUAUUUUGUCACGAUUUAUUUUUCUGUCAUGUUAUUUUGGUCAUGGCAUGUCUUGUGAUCACAUUUAUUCUGCCCACUUUGUAAAAACAAAAGAAAACAAAAUCAUAUACGUGUUGUAGAUAAAUCAAUUGACAAAACAACAACAAAAAAAAACUGAAGAAGGCUGAAUGAUGGUAGAGAUUGUGAAUAUGAAUUUAUUUUAUGGUCUUUUUUAGGAGAGCUAGCUCUAGGGGAGGAUAUGUGAACUGUACGUGUCUAUCUAUGCAUUCUUUUAGCUCCAAGGAAGAUUCGAAAGAGA
Molecule: messenger RNA, 7376 nt
Organism: Danio aesculapii
Lineage: Eukaryota; Metazoa; Chordata; Actinopteri; Cypriniformes; Danionidae
Gene: apbb2b
Product: amyloid beta (A4) precursor protein-binding, family B, member 2b
Exons: 19
Coding region: 285-2972 (895 amino acids)
Biological process (GO): regulation of DNA-templated transcription
Cellular component (GO): cytoplasm; nucleus
Molecular function (GO): amyloid-beta binding; transcription factor binding
Source: RefSeq, a predicted model, not a curated record